AUGAAAUCAUAAAGCUAUGCUCCAAAGCCAGACUUCUUUUCAUUGGAAUAACAAGCUCCAUCAUUACCAGAUGAUGGUAUAUCUCAUGAUAGCAAAUUAUCCUUAGAUUUUGUAUAUGAAAUAACUCUAAAGGUUCGUUAUGAUAAAUUUGGAAAUUUAAUUGAUAAAAAGAAAAGACAUUAAUAAGUAUCCUUUAGAGAUAGAAUAGAAAAGACAUAAAAAUUAUAUGAUUUAAUUAUAUUUGAUCGAUUUAAAUAUGAAUUAAUAUAGAAACAGAAUUAAAAAUAAAUAGAAACCUAAAAUUUAUGUUGCUAAAUUUAAUGA
Paramecium pentaurelia is the source of this 324-nucleotide messenger RNA. NCBI's taxonomy places the organism in Eukaryota, Ciliophora, Oligohymenophorea, Peniculida, Parameciidae. The record is from the annotation of a GenBank genome assembly.